Molecule: messenger RNA, 3347 nt
Organism: Daphnia pulicaria
Lineage: Eukaryota; Metazoa; Arthropoda; Branchiopoda; Diplostraca; Daphniidae
Product: RNA exonuclease 1 homolog
Exons: 7
Coding region: 59-3346 (1095 amino acids)
Cellular component (GO): nucleus
Molecular function (GO): exonuclease activity; metal ion binding; nucleic acid binding
Source: RefSeq, a predicted model, not a curated record
AUCGUCUUCAAUUGAAGAUUGGAGAUUUAUCGCAAAUUAAUAUUGACUGUGGGGAAGCAUGCUUCCGUCAGUUGGAUACUUCAAAAGUAUCGUCUGUCCUUAUUUCGAAAAUGAGUCGUGUGAGAGGCCACAUUGUCAAUUCCGACACGAACACUUGCCUGUUCGAGCACCUAAACCAACUGUGGUCCUCAGAACUCAUGAUCCUGGCCCAUCUCAAGGAUCUCAAGAAGGAGAAAAUUCUUCGUCAAUCGAGCAGAUAGUGUCUGAAGCUGUCAAACGGGUCCUAAAGGAAAAUGGACAGCUUUUGGAGAAUUUUGAUGCCUCCAAAAUUAUGGAACUUGUUGGCCAGCAGAAGCUGGUUGAGAAGGUUGUGGAACAUCUUGCCCCUCCCGUCAGUCCCAAGAAAGUUGAAGGAAAUCCUAGAGAAUCUAGCCAUAAAAGCAAAAGUCACAAAUCCUACAACAUACCUGUCGGAACCCCCGCCUAUACUCCUACGCCCAUUGCUGUUCUCAAGAAAGGCAUAACAACCCCUUCGAAAGUGGAAAAUUAUGAACCCACAAAACCCUCUUCUGGACGGGUAGCCACUUACAAACCCAGCAGUAAGGUUGCUGCCAAAUCAGAAGAGACCUAUACACCAUCCACUUUGGAAAGCACUUCAGUCCCGUCUAGAGUAGAUAAUUAUGUGCCUAGAAACUCAUCCACUAGUUCAACUGCCACCUACAAGCCUAGCAAAGUCGUCUCAAUUAAAACAGAAGAAGGUUACACUCCUCCCUCCACGUUAGAAAACACUCCCGACGUCAACUACACACCGAGUAGUAGGGAUUCAGAUAACAUCAUCAGUGAUCGCUACACCCCUCCGUCCAAUUUGAACUGCGACGUCGACUACCAGCCAACCACUCGAGAAUUGAGCUCUGUUGAACCGUCGUAUUCUCCCAGUUGUUCAACAUUCGAAUCUGGAAUCGCCGAUUACUCGCCCAGCUCCAUCUCGACUCUAUCCACCGAGCCGAGUUACAGUCCAGCACCGACCAGUAGCAGCGUUUCGUUCGAAGUUGACUACACGCCCAGCUCUUUGGCCAGCGGCCAGCAGCUGACACCUGAAAAAUACCUCGAACUUUUCGAAGAUGCGGAAGAGGCUAGCGAGUCCGAGUCGAAGAAGAAACACCGAAAGACCAAAGAGGAGGAAAGGCGAAAAAGGGAAAAGGAGAAAGAGCGUGAAAGAGAAAAGGAACGACGCCGGCGGAAAGAGAAAGAAAGAGAAAGGGAAAAGGAAAAGAAGAAAAGUAGUCGUUCAAGUUCAGAUCAAGAUUCCAAAUCAAAACAUUCAAGCAAUAAAAAAUCGGGUAGUUCCAGUUCCAGUCCCAAGAAGAGCAAAUCUUCUGAAUCUAAAAAAUCCGAGUCUAAAUCUGAAGAAUCUAAGUCAUCUAAACACGAUGUGGAAAUGGAGUCGGACUCUGACGUGGACGAAGAGUGCUACCGAAUAUUCAAGGAAUACAAACCGAGUGCAACUAGCAGCAGCAACGGACAAGCCGACGAUCACAAGAAGCGGAAAUCGGAAGAUGUGCCUCCCGUUUCAGAGGCGAUUAUUCCCGUGAAGAAGCAGCGGGUAGCUCAUACUCAUGUCGACGCUCCAGUCCGACCAUCCAGCCUUGUUCGUGCCAAACCUGCACGCCUUACUCCGGGCAUGAUGAUGAUUGACCGUUUCAAAAGCUUCCAAGAGGCCAAAGUGGCGAGCGGAGAGCAAUCUUGGCCACAGCUUUCGUCCACUUCACAACGGAUCGCUGCUCCACGUCCAUCGCCUUCGUCGUCAUCCGGUGGAGCAGAAAAGAAGAGAAUCGCCCAUGUUCCUAACGUGAUGGGUAUGCUUACCUCCAGACCCAAAGCUGCUGCUCUGGCAACUGUUUCGCCAGGUCUUCCGGCUGGUUUGGGAUUGCCGACCAACCAGCAACAACCGACGACGCUGCAGAGAGCCGCCUUACCUGGAAACAACGCUUUCCGGCGACCUGUUCCCAACAAAGCAGCUGGGCCACCCGUUCCGGCAGUGAAAGCUCCGCCGCCCAAACUUCCACGUCCCAUGAUAGCGAUUGAACUGGGCUGUCGGGUGCCGGCCAAUAUUCGACAAAAGUAUCUCAACAUCCUGGUGGACGAAACGCUCAAAAUUUACGACCGGGAAGAAGAUGCUUAUGAAAGAGCCGUCGAAGAAGAAAGGCAGUCCUAUGCCAAGUGUAGCAGUAGGAUCGUGUACGCCAACGUCAUCACCAACGUAGUCCAGCGCAUCCGGCGAGAAGCUGAAAGUAACAGCAAUCCGAGUUCCACUAUUCAAAAUGACAAGAAGAUGAUGUCCCACUCGGCUGUAUUGGCCGGCAAAGGAGGAGCCACCGUGUCUUGGAGUAUUGAAAAGCCAAAAUCAAGCAAGAUCGAUUCCAGUCUCUUGAAAGGAGCAACCCUGUACAAACUGAUGGAACGACAUCUCCUCACUCUGGAGCAACAGGAUUUCAAUGGGUUUCCACGACCGGAUCCCAAUGAAAGAGGCCGAGCCCUUGUCAAUCCCAUCAACAAAUUCCGCACAAAGCCGAGUGUCCACCUAGCACCUGACGAGCGCAAUUGCGAUCGAUGUAGUAAAGUUUACAAAGUCAACAGUAAAGGCCUGGCCGUCAAACAGGACGACACCUGUUCCUACCAUUGGGGCAAACCCUUCGCCCGUCGCGGUGAGACUCGUUAUACCUGCUGCAAAGGGGAGGCCAAUUCCGACGGUUGUUCCGUGGGAAAAUGGCACGUAAGUGAUACCGGAAGUCUGAUCAACCUCAAGGGAUUUGUGCGGACGAUGUCCAAAACGCCGCCACCCGACGGCAACUACGGCGUCUACGCGCUGGAUUGCGAGAUGUGCUACACGACGGAAGGGCCCGAACUCACGCGAGUCACCGUUAUCUCGUCUGAUUGCAAAACGGUUUACGAGACGCUCGUCAUGCCGGACAAUCCAAUUCUCGAUCACAACACGCGAUUCAGUGGCAUCACCGAGGAGGACUUGCUUAACGUCAAGACGACCAUCCGAGACGUCCAGGCCGUUCUGCUCAGCAAGUUUUCCGACAAGACCAUCCUGAUCGGACACAGUUUCGACAGUGAUUUACGAGCCUUGCGGAUGAUACACGACACAGUCGUCGACACCAGCGUCGUGUUUCCGCAUUCCAGAGGCCCACCUUACAAAAAAGCUUUACGGACAUUGUGCGGCGACAUUUUGCAAAAGAUCAUCCAGAACGAUGUUGGAGGUCACGACAGUGCAGAAGACGCUAUUGCGUGCAUGGAACUAAUGAUGUGGAAAAUCAAACAAGAUUUAAAGCAACUCAAGUAAA